GUCGAGGGCACAAUUUAAGUGGGGGCUAGGUGUGUGCUGGGGUGUACUUUGUGGGGCAAAUCGCGGGCCGGGGCCGCGCAGUUUCUCUGGGCGCGGUGCCGGCCCAGCGUGGGCGUGUCGGCGGGCGGUGCUGCCCGGCCCCGCGCAUCGCGGAUUGGGCGUGGGGAGGGAGCGAGGGCUGCUCGCUGCCGGAGAAAGUUUUGGGGAGGGGUGGAUAUUUUUUUCUUCCCCCAGUGCGAGGAAAGGGGGUUUGGUUUUGGGUUUGUUUUGUUUGCGCCGCUCCGCUCCUCGCCCGCUCGCUCGCUUUCUUCGCCUGGCCGUGGGUUCUGAGGACUUUUUUUAAUUUUCGGGGCUAUUUUUUUCUCUCUUUUUUUUUUUCGUCAUUUUUUGGUGGUUGGCUCUCCCUCCUCGCCCCUCCGGGAAGUGCUCCACCAGCCGCCUCUCGCCCCGCCAUCCCUCCCCAUGCGCCCGGGGCCGCAGGAAGCUCCGCGGAGCGCACCCGGGAGCUGAGCUGCGGAGCGGCGCGUCCCUUCCUCGGGCAGGAUGUACACGGCCGGGCUGGCUCCUUUCUACGCCUCCAACUUCAGCUUGUGGUCAGCGGCGUAUUGCUCCGCAUCGGGGCCGGCGGCCGGCGGCUGCUUCCCGCUGGACGGGGGGGCGCCCGCCAGCAAGGACCUGAAAUUCGGCAUCGACCGCAUUUUAUCGGCGGAGUUUGACCCCAAAGUCAAGGAAGGCAACACGCUGAGAGAUCUGACCUCCUUAUUAACUACCAGCCGCCAAACUGGGGUUCAUCUCCCCAACUUGCAGCCUUCCACCGGCCAGUUCUUCGCGUCUCUAGACCCCAUUAACGAGGCCUCUGCUAUCCUGGGUCCCUUAAACACAAACCCAAGGAGCUCAGUGCAGCACCAGUUUCAAGACACUUUUCCAGGUCCGUACGCCGUUCUAACCAAGGACACGCUGCCCCAGACGUACAAGAGGAAACGAUCCUGGUCCAGGGCGGUUUUUUCCAACCUGCAGAGGAAAGGUUUAGAAAAACGGUUCGAAAUCCAGAAGUAUGUCACCAAACCGGACAGGAAGCAACUGGCGGCGAUGCUGGGGCUGACAGAUGCUCAAGUAAGAACGGCUUCGGUUUUAUUUCAAACCUUACAUCCAGUUUAGGUGGAUACCAGAGGGCAGUGAGGUUUCAAAGGGUUUUCCCUUCCUUUAUCAUAAGCGGGGCUGUCUGAGGAGCUGCGCCUCCCCCCGAGCAUCUCUUGAGCCCAGGUUCCGCGGCAUACCGCGGCCCAGUGCAGAGUUUUCGCCUGCAUUUUGGCCACCGAGGAGCAGGCCGGGCAGAGAGAUGAGCGGGGCCAGGGCAGACCAUCAGUGUGCGCUUUACUGGAGUGCAAUUUGCUGUAGGAGGCAGUUUAGGGCAAAGGAAGUAGAAGCGAAAACAGUAUUCUUAAUGUCCCUUUUUUUUUUUUCCUUUUUGUUUUUAAUUUUUUUUUGUUCUAAAUCUUUCCUCGCGUUGUGAAAUCCCUCGUUCUGAGGAAGUGAAAACACUUCUUCAAACGGAAUCAUUAAACGCCACUCUGUAAUGAUUCCACUAUUGAGGGCCCGCAGCGCGCAGAAUUGUAUAACGCUGUGGUUUCUUGAGCAAAAUUUGGUUUCCUGGAAGAAGAAGUAGAAGGAGAGAGGAAAAAACCCAUCCAAACAUACAAAUAAACAAACACGGGGUGGGGUGUGCGCGGCAUUUAAAUACACAAAGUAGAAGGAGGAAAAAACAAAAGAAAGCCCUUCAGUGGUGUAAGGAAUGUGGGCAGCGGGAGGAGAGGACGGCGCCUCUUUCUCUGCCCGCGUUGCCGGUGCCGGUGGAAGGGGCAGGGCCGGGUGCGAUGCGGGAUGAGGUGCGGGGUGCGGGACGCGGUGCGGGG
Ficedula albicollis (Collared flycatcher) is the source of this 1913-nucleotide messenger RNA. RefSeq names its product H2.0 like homeobox (gene HLX). NCBI's taxonomy places the organism in Eukaryota, Metazoa, Chordata, Aves, Passeriformes, Muscicapidae. The coding region runs from base 544 to 1158 and encodes 204 amino acids. The transcript has 4 exons. The record is from RefSeq and is a predicted model, not a curated record. Gene Ontology annotation, molecular function: sequence-specific DNA binding.